Messenger RNA from Lactuca sativa (garden lettuce), 564 nucleotides. The record is from RefSeq and is a predicted model, not a curated record. NCBI's taxonomy places the organism in Eukaryota, Viridiplantae, Streptophyta, Magnoliopsida, Asterales, Asteraceae.
AUGAUUAGAAUUUGUUACAUAGACAUGACAGAUAAAAGAAUUAGGGUUAGUUGGAAGUCGGAAUUGGUGGAUAAAACUUUUUUGCAAGCAUGUAUACAAGAAUUAACAAGCAAUGGCGGAGAGGGUAGUGGACUAAAAGCAAGCUCAUGGGCUGUGCUCGCGGAGAAAUUGAAAACAAAUCAUAAUUUUAUUGUCGACAAAAAACAAAUGAAAAACCGAUACGACUAUUUAAAAGCAAAGUAUGCAGUGUGGUUAAAACUUAAAAACAAAAUAGGAAAUAUUUAUAAUCCCGUAAAGAAUUCUUUUAACAUGACUAAUGAAGAAUGGGAAGCGGAAGCGAAGUUGAACAAUUGGGGGCCAUCUUCGACAUUACCUCAUCCCAAUGAAACCUUCAGUACACAUGAUUUUGAGGAUACAGAGAUGGAUGAGCCAGCACCUCAUGCAGAUACCCCAAGCUCAACAAUACCUCAACCUACUAGUGAGGAAUCAUCUGGGCGGACAAAAAAGAAGGGAGACAAACGAAAUGGUCCUAAAGAAACCACACUUGAUGAUGAGUUGAAAUAA